CCAUCCCACUGUUGCGCGCUCCCGCCCGCCCGCGUUCCCGACGCCGCCAGCAGGCUGGGAAUCGCUGGAGCGCAGCGAGCCGGAGGAGGAAGCGGCCAGUUUAGUGUGCGGAGGACAACAAAAGACAGAAGGAGAGAAAGUCACCGAAAAAACCACACACCGCCGGACUAAACAGAUCGCUUACCCAUUCUCCCAUAUUAGCUUUCCUCAGAAUGGCAAGCAGUCUACCCACUGACAAAUUCAGUUUCUUGUAUCAACCCGACGGCUGUCAGAACCUGAAGAGUAAGAGCAGACUGUCUUCCGCCAUGAACCCGGUCUACAGUCCCGUCCAGCCCGGGACCCCCUAUGGAAACCCCAAGAAUGUGGCAUACACAGGCUAUCCCGGAGGGUAUCCCACCACCGCUCCCACGUACACCCCCAAUCUCUACCAGACUGGCAGUCCAGGGUAUCCCCCAGUGCUGUUGCUGAAGCAGGGCUGGCCACAGAGCUCCACGGCAGGGGCUGCGGAGGGGUCCUAUGAGCUGGCUGUGGACGCGGGGUCAGAGGGCAGAGCUUACCAGGCCCCGACGGCAGCCUUCAGGUACACCACUGGGACCCCCUACAAAGUGCCCCCCACCCAGACUAACGGGGCCCCCCCGCCUUACUCCCCAUCUCCCAGCCCCUACCAGACGGCCAUGUACCCGAUCAGAAGUGCCUACCCCCAGCAGAACCUCUACGCCCAGGGGGCGUACUACACACAGCCGGUGUAUGCUGCCCAGCCCCAUGUGAUCCACCAUACCACGGUGGUGCAGCCCAACAGCAUCCCAUCAGCCAUCUAUCCUGCGCCUGUGCCCACACCGCGCUCCAACGGUAUGGCCAUGGGGAUGGUGGCAGGCACCACUAUGGCCAUGUCUGCCGGCACCCUGCUGACCACACCGCAGCACCACACGAUCGGGGCACAUCCAGUUACCGUGCCGACGUACAGGCCUCAAGGAACACCCGGAUACAGCUACGUGCCCCCUCACUGGUAAACCCACUGGCCGAUUCAUAUCUGGAGUUUAAACAUCGUAUGCAACUACUCAAGUCUUACACGGAAGCUCCAUGUUCAGUGUGGGAGCACCGAGUCUGUUUGCAAGAACAAGCAAAGUGCAAAGGUCACUUUAUGCAUUUCCUAGUGUUUUUGUAAAAGCUGCUUUGUAAUUGUUUGUUUGUUCAUUUUUGGGUUUUUUUUUGCAUCGUUCGUUUUUCCUCUGUUUUUUCCUUCCAUUAAUACUUUCACAGAAACUCCAGAAUAACACUGACAUUCCACACUAGAUAGGAAUCCUCUUCUGUCUUAGUGUGGGCCCAUUUUCCAGGCCAGAACCAGAACCAUGACAUCGACUCCAUCCUCAUCUCCACCCUCACCUCCAUCUUAUGCUGCCAAAUUUUGUAACAGGAUUAGAUAUUAGGACGGGUUCUGUUUUCGUUUUGUUAUUAUUUCCGAAGUCCCUCGGAUUUCACACUUUAUUUUAAUGGAUUUCCUUUCAAUAUUCCUUCCAGUACUGGUAACAAAGGUUGUCUUCCAGCUUGUAGCAGUUUUAGAUAGACUUGUAAUGAAUAUAUCCACUGUUUAACAGUAUAAAUGUGGUAUUCCCUUUGCUAGGAGAAGGAUGCUCCAAUAAUCUUAGUUACACAAUAUGUAGAAGACAUUUUAAGUCAAGUCAGUUACUUAAUUAGCCUGUUCAUCAGGAUAUAGUAAGCAAUUAUAAGAUUUUGAGUAUAUAGUUGUGUGUGUGAGUGUGUUGGUGUGUUUGCACGUUCACACGACCGCUCACACGAGCAGUCGGGUGCUGCACUGCACAUUGACUAGGGCCCGGGUGCGGCAGCAAAAUGUGAAAGUAAUCUGUCUCGUGCCAAUUUGGUGGGGGGGGUGGGGGUGUGUCACCGGGCCUCAUUCAAGAACAGGACGACAACUUAAGGGGACAUUGAGGUUAGCAGUAAGUGUUGGGGGGAGACGGAACAGAAUAGAGCAGGAGGGUGAGUAUGAAACAUAGAUGUACAAGAAGAUAGAGGGGUGAUACAGGGGCUUGGGGGGGUGAAACUGUAACAUGAGCCUUAUAGCUCUGGCCCAGUCCAGUCCAGUUUGGUCCAGUCCCACGUGCUCUGCACUUCCUGAAGCAGUUAAUCUCCAUGCUGCAGCGUCGGGCUGAGGGCAGAAUCCUCUCAGGAGCCUGUCCUGAAGGGCUGCUCUUCCCUAGGCACUUAUCAGUUCUUAGUGGUAAUUUAAUCUGAUCGUUUGCCACUUGCCAACACUUGCCAUUUAUUGUGGGAAUAAAUUUCAGUCAGCACCGGUCCAAAAGCAUAAGUAAUCCGAAUGGCUGCUAAGGCCCCAACAGCGUCCGGGGUCCCAGAAACACACUGAGGACUGAGGUGUGUUAGGGCCCCGAUUCAGAUAUCACUAAGGGCCCCAAAGGGGGCUGGACCGGCCCUGUUUGUAGUUCCAGGUUGAGGUGGGGGUCAGGGGGAAAGAUGGUUGUGGAAGGUGAGAUUUUAAGGGGGACGUUAGAGGGGUUUGAGUUGCAGGUGUUGUCUUUUUCCUUUACCCCCACCCCAGACUUAGUGGGGGGAGCUUCUUGUAAACAACCAGCCCAUGGCCUGGAAAACCAUCACGUCCUGAGGAAGGAAUCAGAAAGUUCUCUCCUUUUUUUUUGCCAGUUCUGUUUUUAGUGCCCCCCCCCCCCCCCGACCCCCACUCCCCCGAAAUCUGGAAGCUGCGAUUUUAAUCCCCUCUAUUAACGGGGAACAUGGAAGCACACGGAUAUAUGCGAGCAGGACCACACCCACUCUCACACUCCUCGAAAAAACUCCCCCGUGCACGUGCGGGUAUCCAGGUCCUCCGUCAGCAUUCUUUGGGGGCGGGGGCGUAACGCGAUCCGUUUGCACCAUGGUGGUCAAUGAGUGACCACACAACAGGGUGACCUCACUAAUGGCUGCUUUCGGAGAGCUCUGUGUAAACACUCAUGCUGCUCCCUCAUUGGAUGGACUGCGUGUGGGCAAGCCACCCCCUGUUAUAUGGUACCUCAUGGCCUCCAUCAGUGUUUCAGUAAUUAGCGCAUGUUUAUAUGGAGACGAUCCCACACGCUGCCUCGUUGACGCAGCCUCAAGUCAUGUCCACAAGCACGGAGUGGGGGGGCACUGCAUUACCACAGUGCGCCACUCACCACAGACCAUUAGGCCGUGCGCUGUUGGUCGGCGUAUUAAAUCCCGCAUUUCCCAGGGGGCCGUCUCUCACCUACUCGUGCGUUUGCUGCAUGCCGAUUGGCUACAUUACAGCCCGCCCGCCUUGCACCCCACACGUUCCUGCUCACGUGGUUUCCAUAGUGAAAACUCGUCAUGGCAAUGCUGGGGCGAUGGAAGGCACUGCAAGGUCCACAGCCACCCAGCACCUGCCACUGACUUUGAUAUGGUACAGCCAGUAAUUCAGUCCAGUAGAAGGGGGCUCUCUUCUGCUGUCCAGAUGUUGAAUUUACGGGAAAAUGAAACAUGUCAACUGAGCAGUGGCAGCCCACCCCUCCACGUCUCGCUGAUACUGUGUCAGACGGAACCAGCCAGGCACUAGUGUAGUUAGAGCAGGACUAUGCCCCGCCCACCCCUCCACUGCAGGGCUGACAUUUUUCUUUGUAAUGAGCUCAGGCUGCUGUUUGUCUGACAUCAGCAUCAGGUGUGUGAGUCCCUGUCCGUGUAAGUGGGGGGGGGGGGCACUAAUACGGGGUAAUAUGCGGUGUGAUCCCACUCCCCAAGUGAACAAACAGCAUCAAGUGCUGCUCAAAUUCUAAACACACUUUUAUUGUAUAUCUUGCAAAAAAAAAUUGAUUGCAAUGUAAUGCGAUGCAUAUGAAUUGGUGCACAAGGUCCAGCGCCUGGUACCGGAGUUAGAUUCAUGGCCGGACUGUCGGAGUUCAGUAACUCCAGAGGUGCAGUGCCUGUGUGAGUAGAAGCCCUCGGGAUUUUAAAUUAAUAAAAAAAAAAAAAAAAAAUUUUAAAAAAAGCUUAAUAAAUGAAUUAAAAUGGCUAGGUUUAAAAGAUCAUUUCUGAUAUGUAAUUU
Messenger RNA from Brienomyrus brachyistius, 4063 nucleotides. RefSeq names its product family with sequence similarity 168 member A (gene fam168a). Lineage: Eukaryota; Metazoa; Chordata; Actinopteri; Osteoglossiformes; Mormyridae. The record is from RefSeq and is a predicted model, not a curated record. The coding region runs from base 213 to 1010 and encodes 265 amino acids. The transcript has 9 exons. Gene Ontology annotation, biological process: positive regulation of base-excision repair.